AUGGAAGAUAUAGGCCUUCCUACACUUAGGGAUCUUGAUUUACGGGGCGUUGAUGAUAUGGAGCCUGGUGAACUGGCUUGGUUAUCCCUUCUGAGGCUCGUGGGUCAGGAGUUGCGGACACUCUCUUUACCUGCAGCCAAACUGCAUAAAAUAUAUUUGCCGGAAGAGUUUUGGAGUAUUUGUCCCAAUUUGGAAGACGUGUUUUUUAAUGUGUGGCCAGCCGGUGCACCUCCUCCAGAAGGACAUCCGCUCCAUACAGUUGGUCUCGAUUACUUAUCGAUUCUAGAUAAAAGAUACCCAAAUGAUCGUGUCCUUGACUGGCCAGGUCUUCACAUCAUCCGCGUGGAUAUCGAGUGGGACUAUUGGAGGAAUCGGGGCUACUUUCUCAUGCCUCCUUUUCCACUUAGGUGGUUCAGCCCGAAUCACCGUGUGGAAGAUAGACACGGUGAUUCGUUUGAGGAAUACCUAUCGAGAGUUGAUUUAAGCAAGGACGUUGGGAGGUCAAAUGAAGGUGGGCCCUUCAAGUACUUCGCAUUGUCGGCUGUACAGAGAUACCUUCUCCAAGAAUAG
Molecule: messenger RNA, 570 nt
Organism: Acaulospora colombiana
Lineage: Eukaryota; Fungi; Glomeromycota; Glomeromycetes; Diversisporales; Acaulosporaceae
Source: the annotation of a GenBank genome assembly